AUGGCGUCCAAACCAGCGGCGGCUACGACCAAAGCGUCACGACUGUUCUAUCCUUUCAGGGCUCUAGGGGCGGUGACAGAUGGACUUCCCUUCGUGCUGAACCGGAGAGGAGACGAAUGCUUUCUGGCCGUGUCCAUAGAUGAGCUUUUCAGAUCUAUCGAUGCGACCACCUCAGGGUCGUUCUCGUUUCACCCCCGAUGAGCAAGAAAAUAACGUGCCUGGAGUCGUGGGGCAACGAGCACACCUACCUUCGUCGGGUGUGGGCGUGAGGUGCUAGGGUGGAGGCGCUUGUCGUGCACAGGGUCCCUCGGUUCACACCCCGGGACGGUUCGCUUCCUGCUGUGCGUCGGCAACACGCUCGUGUCUCUUUGCGAGGAGGGCCGCCUCAAGGCUUGGGAUCUCAAGCACCGCCCCGGCGGCAAGA
Ectocarpus sp. CCAP 1310/34 is the source of this 424-nucleotide messenger RNA. The record is from the annotation of a GenBank genome assembly. Lineage: Eukaryota; Phaeophyceae; Ectocarpales; Ectocarpaceae.